GCUUAGUUUUUAUUCUGAGAUGUGAUUUUCUGUUCAGAUAAUUGUUGGUACCUAUAAUAUAUCUUUGUCAUUUUCCGGCGCUUUUAUCGCAGAUCAUCCUUCUUUAAAAUGGAAUAUUGAGAUCGUUUUACUGCUGAAAGUUGAACCGUUGUCGCAUGAGUUUCUAGGGUAGGCAAAUCCAGGAAAUCUUCGUUAAAUUAAGGUGCGAGUUUCAUCCGAGUUAUGGAUAUGAGCAAGUUUAGACCUGAGGCGUCGCAUGUAGCACAGCAAAGCCUACGAGAUAAGAUGGGGGUUCAGCAAGGCUCUAAUCCGGUUCAGCAUUUGGAGAACUUUCCCAACAGCUUAAACCCAGAUCUUGGUCGUCUUAGAAGUGAUCAUUUAGUCUACGAUCCAGAUAUUUUUUCUUCAGGCAUCUUCCAUGUCUCGUCAAGCUCUAAUGUUUUACCUCACCUAAGUGCUGCAGUGCUGCAUCAGCAACUACAAACAGCUCAAGAACACAGGCAAAUUCUUCCUGAGGCACCUUCGUUUUCCAGUUUGUCACGACCAAAUUUAUCUAAAUUCGGUGCUUCAUCUAAUAUCUCCGGUGAAUCACAGCAUAACUUUGAUUGGAUGGUAGGUUGUGCAAGUGGAUUAGCUGGUAGGGAAUGCAAACAGAACCCUAUGUUUGUUGGGGAAGUCAUGUCAAAUAAUGCCAGGCCAGGCAACAUAUCUGCAGCCACGCAAUAUCUAAAGCCUAAUUACGGGAAUUUGCAUUUUGCUUCUCCUUCAAUUUAUCAGAAUACUCCACAGGAUGUCGUUAUUAGUGCUACAAUCGAAGCUCGGGAGCUUGAAGUUGCUUCUCACGAACAUCAAAACGUCAGCGAAUCUAGCAGAGGGCCAAGGAUGGAUUACUGUGGGAAUCAAGCAAAUCCUUUGCAAUUUGGUGACGCCGGUGCUUGGAUGAAUAUACCACCGGUGGAACAUUCUCAACAGUGGUGUGGUGAACUGGCUACCCAAGGACUAUCUCUUUCUCUUUCAUCGAACCCCACAUCUAAAAUUUAUGGUGCGGAUGCAGUUCAGUUCGCAGAGGACCAGUGUGGCUAUGAUGCCUUUCACUCGAGGCCUGGUGAACUCAAGGAACUUCAAGAUUCAAAAUCUUUAAAUUCGAGUAAUUUUUGUUCGAUGCAAAAACCAUCUUCGACAGGUAAAGCUAACGGGAAAUCCUUUCAAGACGCAGGUGGAGCUUCAUGUAAUUACGUUCAUCGUCAAACGUUCCACCUUGGCCCCUUUACUGGAUAUGCUACUAUUAUGAAGAAUUCAAGCUUUUUGAAGCCAACACAAGAGCUUUUGGAUGAAUUAUGUCAUUCCACUAAAGUUUGUGACACAUCCGACAGGGUUUCCGGCGAUGUUGAUGCUUCUACUGCAGUUGGAACGGAGGCUGGAACUAGAAAGGGAAACAACUCGGGGGCCUCGUCCUCUACUUUUUACACUUCUAAUGAAUCUUGUAGGCCUGAGUACCAGCAAAAGAAGGCAAAGCUUGUAUACAUGCAGGAGGAGGUUUGCAGAAGAUACAAGCUAUACCAUCAGCAGAUGCAAAUGGUGGUUUCUUCAUUUGAAUCCGUAGCUGGUCUUGGUGCUGCCACUCCCUUCUUUUCUUUGGCUCUCAAGAAAGUAGCAAAGAACUUUCGGUGCCUACGGAAUUGUAUUUUAGAUCAGAUUAGGCACAUAUCUAGAUCCCUCGGGGAGGACUUUUUGUCCCCAACUGCUAGUACCAGUAGUAGUAAAGGUGAUAUAAAUAUGUCUAGGCUAAAGUAUGCGGGUCAGAAAUUUGGUGGGCUUAACUUCAGUUUCCUUGAACGUCAACAGCAUGGCUGGAGGCCCCAGAGAGGCCUACCAGAACGUUCAGUGGCGAUUCUUCGAGCUUGGCUCUUUGAACAUUUUCUUCAUCCGUACCCCACGGACACUGAUAAGCACAUGUUGGCCAUUCAAACCGGCCUAUCUCAAAAUCAGGUGUCUAACUGGUUCAUAAAUGCACGUGUUCGGCUUUGGAAACCAAUGGUGGAGGAAAUACAUAAGCUUGAAAGCAAGGGCUUGGCAGAAGGCAAUCAGAACUUGAGCAAAAGUGAUGUCAAAUCUAUUAUUAGUGAAGGACGUAAAAUUUGGCCUAACGAAGAGCAAUCUAUCAACAGGUUAUGUGUAAACGGAUUGUCUGAUAAGCAAAUGGCUUACUCCGAUAUGCUGGUAGCCGACAUCUCGGAAGAUGCACAUGACGUGGACCACUGGAAUCAUGAGAAACGUUCAAGGUUGGAUUUUCAUAUCCCAACAAACAUGGAGGGUUCGCUGAUAGGUUUUGCACCGUAUGAGCAAAGCAGGCUUGAGAAUGGGGGACUUGGAGCUGUAUCGCUUACCUUAGGACUUAGGCAUGAUGUAGAAAGUGCACAACAGCAGCAGCAGCAACAAUAUCAACAACAAGAGCAUCAUCUGAGGAGGCAAUUUGGAGGUCAAUUGAUCGAUGACUUUGCUGGUUGA
Messenger RNA from Hibiscus syriacus, 2508 nucleotides. RefSeq names its product BEL1-like homeodomain protein 4. Lineage: Eukaryota; Viridiplantae; Streptophyta; Magnoliopsida; Malvales; Malvaceae. The transcript is spliced from 4 exons. Gene Ontology annotation, molecular function: RNA polymerase II cis-regulatory region sequence-specific DNA binding; DNA-binding transcription factor activity, RNA polymerase II-specific. The record is from RefSeq and is a predicted model, not a curated record. The coding region runs from base 223 to 2508 and encodes 761 amino acids. Gene Ontology annotation, biological process: regulation of transcription by RNA polymerase II.